AUGACUUUGCCGACGAUAUCUCUGUUCACAGCUAUGUCCAACAUGAUUGCUGGUGUUAGUGACCGCAUGGAGCGCAAGUUCAAACCGGUGCUUAAGAAACUUCAUGGUCUAAUGUCCACUGACAUUGCUACUCUCUUUCUCUCUUUUUCUCUCUCUCUCUUUCUCUCUCUCUUUCUCUCUCUUUAUUUCCCUUACUUUGUCUUUAUCUCUCUUUCUUUCUUUCUCUCUUUCUCUCUCACUCUCUUUCUCUCUCACUCUUUCUCUUUCCCCCUCUCUUUACCUUUCCCUCUUUCUCUCACUUUCUCUCUUACCCUUUCUCUCCCUUUCUCUAACUGUUUCUUAUUUUCUCUCACCCUUACUCUCUCACUCUCUCUCUCUUUCUCGUUCCCUCUCUUGAUAUCUAAUUGGUUAUUUUAUUAUUUCAUUCGCGAUUUCUUUAUUCAUUUCCUUUUUUUUAUUUACUCUCUUUCCUCGUUUCCUUUUUAUACCACUUUCUCUUUAUCAUUUCUUUCUUUUCUCUCCUUCAUUAUGUUUUAUUUUCAUCAUUGCUUCUUCAUCAAUAUAAUUUCCCGCGAUUGCUAA
This is a messenger RNA of Acanthosepion pharaonis, 582 nucleotides long. NCBI's taxonomy places the organism in Eukaryota, Metazoa, Mollusca, Cephalopoda, Sepiida, Sepiidae. The record is from the annotation of a GenBank genome assembly.